AUGACAACUCGGGCAACCCAAAUCUCGACUCUUGUUGAGGAAAUCGCAAAUGAUCCAAACCUCCAAGAAGAUUUGAAAAUUUUACCCUCAAAUUACACUUUUGAAGUUCCAAAAACAAUAUGGAAAAUCCGAUCGACCAACAGCAAAUAUGUUGCUCUUCAAUUUCCGGAAGGUCUCAUCAUGUAUGCAUGUGUUAUUGCUGAUAUCCUGGAAAAGUAUACCGGUUCUGACACUGUCAUCAUGGGAGAUGUUACAUAUGGGGCGUGUUGUGUCGAUGAUUACACUGCGAAAUCAAUGGGAUGUGAUCUUCUGGUUCACUACGGACAUAGUUGUUUAGUUCCAAUUCAAAAUACCGACGGGAUUGCAAUGCUGUACGUCUUCGUUAAUAUUCAUAUCAAUUUGUCUCAUUUGAUCGACUGUGUAAAGGAUAACUUCCAGGGAAAACGUCUGGCUGUUGUCAGCACUGUCCAAUUCAUUCCAUCUCUUCAAACACUUCGAGCGAAUUUUAACAACGAAGAUAGUUCGAUUCGAAUCGAAAUUCCCCAAUGUAAACCACUGUCACCUGGUGAAGUUCUUGGCUGCACAUCACCUCGAUUAGAUGCUGCGAAUUUUGAUGCGAUUGUAUAUCUUGGAGAUGGCAGAUUUCAUCUUGAGUCAAUUAUGAUUCACAACCCAACUAUUGAAGCGUUCCAAUAUGAUCCAUACUCCAGAAAACUAACAAGAGAGCUGUACGACCAUGAUUUAAUGCGAAAGAAUAGGAUGGGGUCUAUUGAAGUCGCAAAAAGAUGUAAAAAGUUUGGACUGAUUCAAGGAACACUGGGACGACAAGGAAAUCUCAAAGUUGUUGAAGAAUUAGAAGAACAAUUAAAAAGAAAAGGCAAACAAUUUUUGAGAGUUUUACUCUCCGAAAUUUUUCCAGAGAAACUGGCUAUGUUCCCAGAAGUUGAUUGCUGGGUGCAAGUGGCUUGUCCCAGAUUAUCUAUCGACUGGGGGACUCAAUUCCCCAAUCCGUUACUCUACCCAUUUGAGCUGGCAGUGGCUCUAGACAAUAUUGCUGUACCUGGUGACCACUGGCCGAUGGAUUAUUACUCAAACGAUUCUCUAGGCCCAUGGACAAACAACCAUGAAUCUAACCGGCCUAAACGCGAGAAACGAAAACCACAUAUUGUAGUACGCGCAGAAGCGUCCUGA
This is a messenger RNA of Caenorhabditis remanei, 1191 nucleotides long. RefSeq lists its product as uncharacterized. The coding region runs from base 1 to 1191 and encodes 396 amino acids. The transcript is spliced from 4 exons. Gene Ontology annotation, molecular function: 2-(3-amino-3-carboxypropyl)histidine synthase activity. Gene Ontology annotation, biological process: protein histidyl modification to diphthamide. The record is from RefSeq and is a predicted model, not a curated record. NCBI's taxonomy places the organism in Eukaryota, Metazoa, Nematoda, Chromadorea, Rhabditida, Rhabditidae.